AUGGACACUAUCAAUGUUCAUGAUGUGGAUAUUGAUACACCCAAAAUGAAAGUUCCAAAUAGGUUUCAUUGGGAUCCUCAUACAUUCAAGAUAUUUCUUGAGGAAUGUAUGACCGAGCUAAAUAACGAGAAUAGGACAGAAACGGGAAUUUCAACUGAUCCCUCGAAAAAUAUAAUCUCAGCAUCAAAGGAAUGGUGGGAUGAAAAAAUAAAGGAAGAUAAAGAGUAUGCUAAGUUUAAGGAUAAGAAUUUGGAGGUGUAUCAUACAUAUUAUGAGGCUUUAUUUCGGGAUACUGUAACUGUUGGAGACAAGGAUAAGGUACCUUGGGAAAUUGGCAGCGGUAGCACUCCGGUUGAUGUACAGUAUGUGGAUAUUACGGAUGAAAAAAUGGAUACUGACGGAGUCCGCUUAUUUGAAGAUGUUGAUCCUUUUCUCACAUAUGAUAGUUCUAGUAUGAAAAGGAAGGGAAAGAAGUUAACUCCCAGGCGUGACAACAAAAGAAAAUUUGAAGGGAAUAAUGAAGGAAAAAAUGAAGGGAAAAGUAUGGCAAACUCGUCAUAUGAAGAGAAACUACACAAUAUUUUUGAUGUUUUGUUAACAAGGAGCACUCAACCCUCUAGACAAACCAUACAGUCACCCACAACAGAAGAUUGCAUGGCAAUUGUCUCUACUUUCUCGGGUUUUGAAGAAGGGUCAAUAGGAUAUUUAGAAGCGUUAGAGGUCUUUUUAAAGAAACUAGCUCGUCAGAAUUUUAUGGUUCCAAAAACUAAUGAAACAAAGAUGGAGUUUCUCAAGAGGCUUAUAGAGAAAGAUAAGUAG
This is a messenger RNA of Lactuca saligna, 819 nucleotides long. The record is from the annotation of a GenBank genome assembly. NCBI's taxonomy places the organism in Eukaryota, Viridiplantae, Streptophyta, Magnoliopsida, Asterales, Asteraceae.